Molecule: messenger RNA, 662 nt
Organism: Tremella mesenterica DSM 1558
Lineage: Eukaryota; Fungi; Basidiomycota; Tremellomycetes; Tremellales; Tremellaceae
Exons: 5
Coding region: 62-598 (178 amino acids)
Biological process (GO): tricarboxylic acid cycle; mitochondrial electron transport, succinate to ubiquinone
Cellular component (GO): membrane; mitochondrial envelope
Molecular function (GO): ubiquinone binding; heme binding
Source: RefSeq, a predicted model, not a curated record
ACUUUACCUCUUCCCUCGCUCGUCUCUUCUACUGGUAGUUUCUAGUAUAGGGCAGAUCAUCAUGUCUCUUCUCAGAUCUUCUACUUCUUUAGCUUCUCGAGUAGGAUUAGGUGUUAGACCUUUGCAUACUACUCGUAUCGCUUCGAUACAUUCUACUAGGAUAAGGAGAGAUGCUUUGAUAGCUCCUAAUGAAACUGGAGGGUUCAAAUAUGUACCGGGAGGACCUGUUUUGAAAGGAACAGUUAACGACGCUACAUCUUUCCCAACACCUAGUAAAUCCCAUGGAUCUUAUCAUUGGGCUUUUGAAAGGUUAUUAUCAGCUUCUUUGAUUCCUGUCAUGGGAGCUGCUGCUGUAUCUUCCGGUAGUGCAUAUCCCGUCUUAGAUGGUAUACUCGCCGUAUCCUUGAUCAUCCAUUCGCAUAUAGGCUUCGAUUCAUGUAUCAUCGAUUAUAUUCAUCCUCGUAAAUUUCCUAUUUUGGGUCCGAUUUGUUCUUGGGCUUUGAGAGUUGGGACGGGAUUAGCAGUUUGGGGUGUAUAUGAAUUUAACACGAAUGAUAUUGGUCUGACCGAAUUGGUCCGUCAAAUGUGGACAGCUUGAAGAAUUCGUUUUUUUUAGUAGUAUGUACCAUCAAUGCAACUGCAGCUUGUCAUACGUCUUUUGG